AGCGCCGCCAUUCCUGUCGUCAAACUCUCAAACUCUGUCGUCAAAGCGUGGGAUUCGCGAGUGUGUUCUGGGAGGCUGCGUCUAAAACUGUCAAAAACGUGGGAUCCUGCCCCUUGGCACACCAUGGCGACCAGCUGGGCGCUGCUCCUUCUGGGGCUGCCCCAUGCGCAUGCUGGGGGACCCGUCGGCCUAGCUCUCGAUACCACCUGCACAAAUGCGGAAUGCUACAAGCAAAGGAACGAGACCCUGCUCAAACAGGCCUUGCUCGCCAAUUAUGACAUGACGGUACAACCGCCGAGCUUUGGUUCGGAGCGCGGAGCGCUCGUCUCGGUGCAGUUGGCACUGCAACAAUUCCAAAAGCUCGACACCACUAACCAGGAGAUCCAAUUCUUCUCCUGGUGGCGGCACUCGUGGACGGAUCUUCGAUUAGCGUGGGACCCUGCGGACUGGGGCGGCAUCACGGAACUCACGUUCUUCGGUACCGCCGCGGCGUAGAACUAACUUCGCGUCUGCUCGUCGGCGUGAAAAAACUGAUCCACGCAGGCAACGACGAGCACAAGCAGAUCUGGAUCCCAGACACCAUCAUCUACGAUGCUGUGGAAAGCGUAUUUCAGGUGCCUGGGGGCGUCCAGCCGAACGUCUACUCGAGCGGCUAUGUCGCCCGGUCCGUGCCCGUCGAAUCGAGAUUACCCUGCCCCAUGAAGCCUCGGACGUUCCCCUUCGAUCAGCAGGAAUGUACGUUCGAAUUCGGCAGCUGGAGUAUGCACGGCUUACAGGUCGACAUCAAGCCUAGAGGGGGAGACGAACCCAUACCCUUCAAAUUCGCUGAGUCGUACCAGCCGAAUCCUGAGUUCGAUUUAGUGGAGGUACGGACCGCGGCUGUUGAUGGCUUUUACGAUUGCUGUCCUGAGCCCUACCCGAUAAUAAAGUACAAGUUUCGAAUGCGGCGCCACAGCGAAACAUACAAUUACGGCCUCGUCGUGCCGAUGAUACUGACCACGUUGGCGGGAUUCCUGGCAUUCGUUGCGAACCCCCAGUCUGGGGAGCGGAUCUCGCUCGGUGCGACCCGGCGUCCUUGAAAUUAAAAUUGCUGACGUCUCGCGGGGAUGGCGUCACCCGCCGACGUCACGCAGGUAUCACGUGUCUGCUCACGAGCGCCGCGAUCUAUAUUGUCGCGUUCGAGGUGCUGCCAAAGACGGGUAAUAUGACCAUCAUCUCCAUGCUCCACGUCAUCUCGUUUUCGUUCUCCUGGGCUACACUCGCCGUCUCCGUGCUGUCGGUGUCGCUCUACGGCGUGAAGACCUCGACUGGCGUGAUGAGCGAGCAUGAGCUGGUGAGCGCCUUCGUCAAGGCGGACCACGACCACAGCGGCGUGCUCGAUAAGAAAGAGGUCGAAGAGGCGGUCAAAAAGUUGGGACUGCCUUCGGCCAAGUUUUUCAAGCUCCGAAAGAAAUUGGAAUCGCUUCACGGGCAGAGCAUAACGCUGCCAGUCUGGUAUGAUUUGGUGGGAGACAUCUAUCAGACGGACGGUCUCGCGGCCUAUCACUCGCCAAUUAUUGGACUCAUGCUCGCGCCCUUUGUGAAGCUCGAGAGAAAACGCCGGAAGGACUUCGUCCUGCGGCGCGUCCAAGCGGCCAUCGAUAGGAAAGAUGUGAGUAGCGACGCUGAGACGCUCAUGCUAAGCAGUCCCGGUCUGAGGCGCCGCGUUGUUCCUGCGGACCCUGGCACCGAAGCCGGCGGCGACGACGAGGAGGCCCAGGAGGCCCCGAGCGGCGGCGGUGCGAGUCUCGGCGCCAACGUGCGCCUGGAGGACUUGGUAACGGAGCACGAGCUGAGCGACUCGUCCGAGAUUGUUGCCCGUCGAGUCGCGGGUUACCUCGACCUCGGCGCGAUGAUCGCUCUGCCGCUGUGCUACAUGAUAGUCGUCAUCGUUUACUUCGACCGCUUCGGCGCGAUGAUGGCGGAGGAGGAGUUCGAAAACACGAAGGUCGUCCACGUGGCGCCGGAGGACUUCUGAUACAUACUAUUACCCCCUGUUCAUAAGCAAUACUCUUACUCGAUGGGAGAAGGGAAUAGAGGGA
Messenger RNA from Pelagomonas calceolata, 2081 nucleotides. The record is from the annotation of a GenBank genome assembly. Lineage: Eukaryota; Pelagophyceae; Pelagomonadales; Pelagomonadaceae.